AUGUCAAAUGAACUUUCUAGUAAGAAGUCAUUUGCCGCUGGUGGAGUAGCAGGACUCACUUCUUCCAUAAUAUUACAACCAUUUGAUUUAUUAAAGACCAGGUUACAACAACAGAAGCAACAUAAUUUACAUUAUAAUACUACAUUACUUAAAGAGAUAAAUAAGUUGAAAAAUAUAAAAGAAUUAUGGAGAGGUGUGCUUCCAUCAUGCCUUAGAACUUCAAUUGGAUCGGGGAUUUACUUGACAUUGUUAUCAAAAUCAAGAUUCUAUUUAUACAAUUUCAAAAAGAAUAAUCCAACUUUAGUAAGCAAGUCGACGUCAAUAUUACCCAAAUUGUCACAUCUCGAAAACUUAUCAAUUGGUUUUGUCAUCAGAGGUGUAGCAGGUUAUUUGACUAUGCCUAUAACAAUUAUAAAGACUAGAUUCGAAUCCAAUUUGUAUAAUUAUAAUUCCAUGUAUGAAGGAAUUGAAGGAAUUUAUUUUGAUAAUAAAGUCAGAGGGUCAUGGAAGAACUUUUUUAAAGGUAGUUUUGUAACAUUAUCAAGAGAUUGUCCAUAUGCCGGAUUAUAUAUAUUAUUUUAUGAAAGUUUCAAGACAGAUAUUGCCAAAUUGUUCAGCGACAUGGAUCGAAAUGCCAGUAUAGUUAAUUCAUCAUCUGCCAUUUUAGCAGCAUCUAUGGCCACCACCAUAACAGCUCCUUUUGAUGCUAUUAAAACCAGAAUGCAAUUAUCUCCAGCUAACCCAACAUUCUCGCAAGUAACAAAAACUUUAUUGAAUGAACAAGGUGGUGUAAAGAAUUUAUUUAGAGGUUUGAGUUUAAGAUUGGGCAGAAAAGGUAUGAGUGCUGGUAUAAGUUGGUGUAUUUAUGAAGAAUUAUUGAAAAGAUUGUAG
Molecule: messenger RNA, 891 nt
Organism: Yamadazyma jaroonii
Lineage: Eukaryota; Fungi; Ascomycota; Pichiomycetes; Serinales; Debaryomycetaceae
Source: the annotation of a GenBank genome assembly